Aphidius gifuensis is the source of this 3697-nucleotide messenger RNA. RefSeq lists its product as uncharacterized. Bases 2286 to 2825 code for a protein of 179 amino acids. The transcript has 3 exons. The record is from RefSeq and is a predicted model, not a curated record. Lineage: Eukaryota; Metazoa; Arthropoda; Insecta; Hymenoptera; Braconidae.
GGCUGUGGUUAUAAUUAUUAUUGGAUUAAUUUUUACUUGGUUCAUUAUUAUAUUUUUUUUUUGGUGUUGUUGCUCUCACUGUUGCUAUUAUUAUUUUUGUUUUUGUUAUUUCUAGGUUAAUAAUGAAUAUAUACUGUCGUUAUUUUAGAAUCUAUAUUGUUUAAUGUUACAGUGAAACUUUUACCACGCAUGUAUAACUAAAAAAAAACCGGCUUAAUAACUGCUUCAUUAAAAUUUUUGAUUGUUGAAAUGUUUUAAAUAAUUCAUUAAACAAUGUCAAAUAUCUGAAUAAAUAAUUUCACACUGGCACCCAUUAUUUCAUUGUUGAUGUUUACUAAAAUUAGUUCAUGAACAAUAGCCGCACGAUAGCUGACAAACUUCUGCCCCCCUCCGCUUACGUCAGCACACAUACAGUGAGACCUAUAUACGCACAGAAGAGCGUCCUCAACCAUUGAUUAAUUCGUUAAUUGUCGUGUUUUUUAUGUGGGUGUUUCACCCUUUGUCUUUGUAAGAUAAAUUUUAUUUGUUAAAAAGAAAAUAAUUGACUAGUGUUUUUUUACAAAAAUGGAUAAAUCAUGUAAAAAAUUAAAAGCCUAUCAAUUGGUCGAAUGGGUUCUUCCAGGUCCAAAACCAAAAGUUAGAAAAAUUGACAUUGUGCCUUUGUCAUGGAUAAAACCCCAAAGGAAAAAAAAUAAUCAGCAAAUAAUUAUUUGUUAUUUUCCACCAAGUCCUUUUAUGAAUUUGGAAACCUUGAUAAAGACUUCAUCUGGACCUGACAACACCUGGAAGACAUACCAGAUGAAAAUUGUUGGUGCUUCAGGUAAGUUAAUUUUUAUACCAAAUAAUAAAAAAUAAAUAUUAAAAAUCAAAAAUAAAAACCAAUACUGCUAACCAAAAAUAAAAAAUUUCAUUGAAUAUACCUUUGAAAAUUAUUUUCAGAUUCAUAUGAUGGUGCCUUGUUGGCUUACGAGAAUCUAAAACGAGGAGAUAAAUAUGGGUACUCUGAUGGCAGUGAAAACACGCAAGCUACCAAAGCCAUCGAGACAGAGACUGUGAUUCAUAAUUCACAGAUUUUAGAAGAAAAAAAAUUAAUAUUGAAUCUGAAUAAAAAAUUGAAAAAUGAUUACGUGAAAUCAAACCAGAAAGAUCAAGUUAAGAAAACAAGUAAAAAUAUAGCGACUUUGUUGACGACUGAUGAUGAUGAUGAUGAUGAUGAUGAUGAUAAUAAAAUACCCAGAAAAACAACUCAACAAUCAUCAAUAAUUUUAAGUGAAAAAAAUCAUGAUAGUAAUGGUAACAGUUGUGAUAAUACUAAUGAUGAAACAUCUAAGAAAAAAACUCAACGUCGUGCCAGUGGUAGUGGUGUUAAUAAUGGUGGUAGAUCAAGAGAUGCUUAUGAUAAUAAUUAUGAUGAUCAAUGUGAUACUGAUGUUAAUGAUGAUGAUGAUAUAGUAACAUCACGCAAUGAAACUACUUCUAACAUAUCUAAAAAAGCAUCAAGUUCAAUAGUUUCAAGAAAACGUAGUCGUGUUGAUGAUGGUGGUGGAUCAAGAGAUGCUUAUAAUGAUAAUUGUGAUGAUCAAUGUGAUACUGAUGUUAAUGAUGAUGAUGAUAUAGUAACAUCACGCAAUGAAACUACUUCUAACAUAUCUAAAAAAGCAUCAAGUUCAAUAGUUUCAAGAAAACGUAGUCGUGUUGAUGAUGGUGGUGGAUCAAGAGAUGCUUAUAAUGAUAAUUGUGAUGAUCAAUGUGAUACUGAUGUUAAUGAUGAUGAUGAUAUAGUAACAUCACGCAAUGAAACUACUUCUAACAUAUCUAAAAAAGCAUCAAGUUCAAUAAUUUCAAGAAAACGUAGUCGUGUUGAUGAUGGUGGCGGAUCAAGAGAUGCUUAUGAUGAUAAUUGUGAUGAUCAAUGUGACACUGAUGUUAAUGAUGAUGAUGAUAUAGUAACAUCACGCAAUGAAACUACUACUAACAUAUCUAAAAAAGCAUCAAGUUCAAUAGUUUCAAGAAAACGUAGUCGUGUUGAUGAUGGUGGUGGAUCAAGAGAUGCUUAUGAUUUUAAUUGUGAUGAUCAAUGUGAUACUGAUGUUAAUGAUGAUGAUAUAGUAACAUCACGUAAUAAAACUACUACUAAAAAAUUUAAAAAGGCAACAAGUAAAUGUAGUCGUGUUGAUGAUGAUUACAGGAAAAAUUUAAUUAGACAUAAAAUACCAAGCAAAGUCCAUCCAUCAGUUUCUAAUUAUCAAGCAGCUACAGAUGAACAAAUAAAAAAAACGUUUUUAAUGAUUAAAAAAAUUCACAAAGAUAUUCAUCAGCCUGUUAGAGUGACGACUUUUCCAGUGGACCUCUAUAAAAAAUAUGGCUACAUGUUGCCACUGAACAAACUGACUGAUCUUCAAUCACUAGAAAAAGAAUUGAAAACAAAUAAAGAAUGCCUGACAGGGACAACUGAAUACAUGAACCAGCUGAUUGAGCAUGAAAGUAGGUUGCCAGAUUGUACCAGACUAAUUUUACGAGCAGUAUUUACGCAAAAACUAGCCAUGCGUCUGACAAUGUCUAGGCAUCGUGAUGGAAAAAUUGUCAUGCCCAAAGAUUUGCCAAUUUUAAAGAAUUGUAUUUUAGGUGCAUUGGAACGUAGAAGAAAGAAAUUACAUGAAUCGUUGCAAUUAAAAUGCUCAAGUGUUUUGAGCAGUUGCUUAACGAGAGCAACUGACUGGGACAAUCAUCGUUCCAAAAGUAAAAAAAGUGAUCAGAAUCAAAAGACUCUUUCUGAUUAUAUUGCUAAAGAAGAAAUGAAUGAAAACAGUGAUCAUAACACUUAAAAAUUACUUUUUAAUUCAAUAAAUAUAUAUUAUUUAUUUUUUAUUAUCUUAAUAUUUUUUUAUUAUCUUAUUAUUCUAUUCAAAUAAAUAAAUAACACAUGAACAAUUAUAAUCACCUUAAUAAAAUAAAAAAAUUUAAAACAACUCAAUGUGACAUGACAAUUUAUUAAUUUUAUGUGUUUUUCAACUUAUAAAUGAAUUAUCUAUUUUUUAAUGUUUUUAAUGAAUUUAUUUCAAUGUUCAAAAAAAGAAAUGUUUAAAAUUACGUCACAAACUUCCUCCAAAUUUAUGUUAAAAAAUUUAUUAAUAAUAUUAAUAAAUAAGAUAUCUUUUUUUUUUUUUUAUUAUAUUAAGGUUGCUUCCCAGUCGCAUCACCGAACCAAUAUUUAUGCCACGAAGGGCCCGUAUAUUAAUAACGCUAUUUUUUAUUCCCGUGUCCUGAAAUUUUUGUGGCGCCACUGAUGAAAAAACCAAGUUCUUUAGUAGUAUGUGUGUGCGCGGCAACACACUAGCAAACAAAGUUUACGUCGUACGCCAAAACCAUGCUUGUGUGCAUGUCAGUGUGCCACGCACUAGCAAAGUUUUAAUACUUUAAAGUUAUUUAUUUUUCAAAAUCCACGUCAGAAAAAAUUCAAAAUUUUUUAUCGUAUGUAUCUUUGUAAUCACUAAAAUUUUGUAGUAAAUGAAAGGUUUUUUAAUAGACAACGAAUAUGCUAAAAAUCAAAAUGUGAGGUUCCGCCCUAUCCUCAUGUAUAAAAGUUAUCAACUUUGAGACUAAUUAUCUCAAAAGAUCCACGUCAGAAAAAAUUGAAAAAAAUUUACCAGAUAGAUAAUUAUUUCAUUUACAAAAUGAGCCAAAAAAAAAAAAAAAA